GUUAUUUUUGUGUACAAAUUCCAUAGCAAGUCAAAGUUCAAUUCCCAGAUCUUACGAAGAUGUGAAACUCCAUCGAAAAGCUAAUCUGAUGCUGCUGCCUAACGUUACAGAAUGUGGUCCAGAUAGGAACAGCAAUCUUCGUAACUUGGUGACGCCAUAUGUCAUAAAUGGACAACCAACUAGUUUAGAUCAGUAUCCUUGGCUUGCACUCAUCAAGUAUAUCAAUGAAGAUGACGAAGAGCUGUUCCUGUGUGGCGGUUCGCUAAUCAACGAUCGUUACGUCCUCACGGCAGCUCACUGCAUCAACAACAUGAUUGUCGGAGUACGGCUCGGAGAGUGGGAUCUUGACACCGACCCCGACUGCGUGGUCAAGAACAAGGUUCGUCACUGUGCCGAUCCGGUGAUAAACGUUGGAAUCGAGCGAAUCCUGCUGCACAAGAACUACACGAGACGACUGUCCAAGGGAGGUAAAAUCGAUAUGGCUUUGCUGAGGCUUGAUCGGGUUGUGAACAUCGGAAGAUACGUUGCGCCGAUUUGUCUUGCGAAAAGUUUGGCGGAAGGGGAACUGCCUGAUGGCCAGAUGAUGUACUUGGCUGGUUGGGGAACCACUGAGCAUGGCGAUGUAAGCAGACGGAAGCUGUACGUGGACGUUCAUAGCGUUAACUUGGAGGAGUGUCGCCGGUUGGUGAAUGCUCCGUUGAUCAAGAUCGACGAGACGUUGAUCUGUGCGUUAGGUCAGGACGGGAAGGAUUCGUGUCAGGGCGAUUCGGGGGGUCCUUUGAUGGAACGGAGGUCGUUGGAGGAUGGGAGGGUUGGUGCCGAGUCUUGUGAAACCGAAGAUUACGACGACGGAGUGUGCAUUGCGUUACAAAAGUGCGACGCCUUCAAGCAAACCGGUGAACUCUCCGACGGCCAACGGAAUCUGCUGCGGCGCGAGCAGGAAAAAUGUUCCGGAUCUCUAGUGUGCUGCAAGCGGAAGGUGCGCCAAAAGGUUCCUCGGUCCUUCGAGGACAUCAAGCCGGCGAAAACCAAAGCCCACCAUAGUCUGUUGCCUAGCCAGGAGCAUUGCGGAGCGGAUAGUGCCGACAGGAUCUACAACGGCAACGUAACGUACCUGGAUCAGUUCCCGUGGCUGGCGGUGAUCAAGUACAUUGAUAAAGAUGAGAACGAAGCUUUCCGUUGUGGAGGAUCGCUGAUCAACAAUCGUUACGUCCUGACGGCAGCUCACUGCAUCGAAGAUUCCAUUGCCGAAGUUCGACUUGGCGAAUGGGACUUGGAAAGCAACCCGGACUGCGUUACCAGACAGGGUGUCGAACAGUGUGCCGAUCCAGUUGUGGACGUCGGCAUCGAGAAGAUACUGCUGCACAAGAACUACACGCGGAGGGCUUCCAAGGGUGGUAAGAUCGAUAUGGCGUUGCUGCGGCUCGAUCGAGAGGUGACCAUGGGAACGUACGUGCAUCCGAUUUGCUUGCCGAGGACGGAAUCGGAGUCGGAGAUCGUAGACGACCAGGAACUGCUGGUCGCCGGUUGGGGAAUGACCGAGAAUCGUGUGACGAGCACGAAGAAACUGUUUGUGGAUCUACACAACGUGAACCUGAACGAGUGCCGUCGGUUGAUAAAUGCUCCGUUGAUCAAGAUUGACGAGACGAUGAUCUGCGCGUUGGGAAAGAACGGGAAAGAUUCGUGCCAGGGGGAUUCCGGGGGUUCAUUGAUGGAUAUGAAAAAGAUCGAUGGAGGUAAGUUUCGGUACUUUUUGAGCGGUGUGGUUAGUAAGGGGCUGGCUUGUGGAACAACCAAACCUGGCUUUUACACGAAUGUGUACCAGCAAAUGGAUUGGAUUAUUUCCAAUAUGGAACCUUAAUGUACGAUUUGUUUUAUGAACACACAAUGUAAACUUAAUUCAAAACAAAA
Messenger RNA from Culex pipiens pallens (northern house mosquito), 1911 nucleotides. RefSeq names its product phenoloxidase-activating factor 3-like. The transcript has 7 exons. Bases 89 to 1861 code for a protein of 590 amino acids. Gene Ontology annotation, biological process: proteolysis. Gene Ontology annotation, molecular function: serine-type endopeptidase activity. Lineage: Eukaryota; Metazoa; Arthropoda; Insecta; Diptera; Culicidae. The record is from RefSeq and is a predicted model, not a curated record.